GGGGAGUCUCCCUCCUUCCACGCCUCGGGGAGCACGCCGGGCUGAAUUUAACUCGUAACAACCGUACAUUUUGUGGUGUUCCGUGUACGGUCAGUGCUCACGGCGUAGAACGAACGCGAAUGGCAGCCGACUACGAUCCUCACUCUCCGCACGGAGAAUUCGCGCGCCGUCAUCGUUUCGACUUUCAGUUUAACAACGCGAGCUCGCCCGAACAGAUAGUUUAAGAGGGACACUGAACAGUACGAUUUUGGCGCGCUCGCAAUGGUUUGAAUAGCGACGCGUCCGCCGCGUCGGGAGAAUGCUCGAGACGUAUGUACGAGUUUUUUUGACGAGCCGGAGAAAAGUAUGAAAGUACAUUAGCGAACAACGGAUAAAAGUUUCGGGCUAUUAUAAGAAGGAGGACGAAGGUACAAUAUACUUUUUGAAAAUCGAGGACGAUGAAACUGGGAUCUAAACUUCGAUAAAGAAUAAUAAAAAUUGUUGAAAAUUGUUGAAGAAGACCAUGUGGAUCAGACGAGACGUUCGAUUAACAAGAUGACUACGAUGAAAACAAUUGGCUCGUCUUCUUGGCUCAUACGAUCUUAUAAGAGAAGCAGAUUCAAGGAAGACUGGCCGAUACUAUUAUUUCUAUUGUUAGCAUGUGUUUCGGAAAGUUGCACGGCUCGAAACAAUCCGCCACGCUUUCUCAUCGACGGACAGCCAGAAAUUGUUCUGAGAUUGAAAGAGGGUCCAGAAACACUAAUCGGCAGCUUAAUUUAUAGACUACGUGGCGUCGAUCCUGACGGUGACAGUCUGACGUUCGGUGUCAGGGAUCAACCUGGAAGCGAUGUAAUUCGACUUGAGAAUUUCGGUCUUAACGAAGCUAAUAUAUAUCUCAAUAAAUUGCUGGACAGAGAGGUUCGAGAUGAAUACGCUUUGGUGCUAACUCUGACGGAUGGAAAGUUAGGAGAAGGAAAUUUUAUCACUCAAAGUUUGUUGCUAUUGGUGGAAGAUAUCAACGAUAAUGUGCCAAUUUUUCGACCUCAUCCAACAUCUUUAACAAUACGAGAAGAUUCUGGUCCAGGUAUAUUAACAACUGUCGAAGCAACCGAUGCAGACGAAGGUGCCCAUGGACAGGUUGUUUAUUACCUUCAAGAAUUAGAUGGAGACAACGAUAUUUUCGGGAUAUCGACUGUCAAUGGGAAAGGAAUCGUGCGAUUGCUUGGUCGACUGGAUUACGAGAGGAAAUAUUUAUAUCAACUGAGAAUAUUGGCAGUAGAUCGUGCGAUUAACGAAAAAGUAAACACAGGAACAACAGCUAUUUUAGUGAAGGUACAAGACGUCGAGGAUCAACCACCCGAAUUCAUAUCCAUGACACCGGUUGCUAGAAUCAGCGAGAAUGCCAGGAUCGGCACAUCCGUUUUACAAGUCCGAGCUGCUGAUGGCGAUAAAGGAAUCAACAACAAAGUUACCUAUAGUAUCACUCAAGGACCAAGAUACCUGUUCGAUAUCGAUGCUACUUCCGGUCUGGUGUUCACAAGAGCUCAGCUCGAUAGAGAAGCUGAGGAAAAUAUCGAAGGUACAUUCGUUUUGGAAAUUACUGUUAAGGAAGUAUCAAGAAUAAUUCCACCACCGUCCGUAUCGACGGAGGUAACAGUGAUCUUGACCGAUGUUAACGACGAAACUCCAACCUUCCGAAGUUCGCAUUACCAAGCUGAGAUAAACGAGAACUCUCCACAAAACACACCCGUCAAUUUUAUUGGUGACGCUAUACCUGAAGUCUAUGAUCACGAUUUGGGGACAAAUGGUACAUUUCGAAUGUUCAUUGAAGGAGGUAAUGGAAUAUUUGAUGUAACACCUUCGAGAGGUAUCAACGAGGUACCGUUUAUAAUUCGCGUAAAGAAUUCUAGCGAGCUUGAUUUCGAGAAAAGAUCAGUGGUCAAUUUUACUCUGAUCGCCAAAGAGAUCGUAUCGCAUGAACCUAAAUACAAUGCUGUACCAGUGACAAUUUUCAUAACGGAUCAAAAUGACAAUUAUCCUGAAUUUACAAAAAACAUUUAUGAAGUCUCCAUCGAAGAAAAUUGUCCGGUUGGUAGUACGGUAGCAUGGGUUCAAGCUUUGGACGAAGACAGUGGGACUUUUGGAUCACGUGGGAUUAGAUACACAAAUUUAGGCGGUAGUAUUGCACACGCCUUGAUAUUAGAUCCAAUAAGCGGAGUGAUUACUGUUAAACAAACUGGUCCGAGUUUUGAUCGAGAAUUAGUUUCUCGACAUUACUUAACAAUUGAAGCUAGAGAUGAUCUUGGAAAGGGUAAUCGUAAUACCGCUCAGCUGAUCGUCAAUAUCAAUGAUGUAAACGACAAUGCACCAGUUUUCUUACAAAACAAGUACGAGGCUGUUCUUUUAGAAAAUGAAGAUCACUUCGAAGCACCAUUGGUCGUUGAAGCUUUCGAUAUAGAUUUAAAUGGUACAAAGAACAGCGACAUAAUAUAUGCUUUGGUGUCCGGCGAGUUUUCGAAGAACUUUACGAUCGAUCCGAAACGUGGUAUAAUAAGUUUGGUCAAUCCAUUAGACUUCGAAGCACUACCUAUUAAUCAAGGUCACAUGGAAACGUCAGUGAGGCAUUUGAAAUUAACGGUGAGAGCCAGAGACAUGGGAACGCCAAGUCUGAGUUCCGACGCACCCGUCAUUAUUUAUCUCAAGGACGUUAAUGACAAUCCACCUUCUUUCGAAAGAACAUUAUAUAAACGAAGUAUCCCGGAAGAUUUAGAAGGUGGAACUAGCGUCUUGCAGGUGAGAGCUUGGGACAAGGACUUGUCUUCGCCAAAUAACAAAAUAGUUUAUCGUAUACAAAACGGUGCCGGUGAUAAGUUCGUGAUCGGUCCCGAAACCGGUGUGAUUAGGGUCGCAUCUGGUUCUAAUUUAGACCCCGAUUUGACGUCACCCAAAACUACGAGAUAUAGUUUAAACGUAGUGGCCAUCGACAGUGGAACGGAAAUACAAAGAACUGCCGAGGUUCUUGUGAAUAUAACUAUCGUUGAUGUCAAUAAUAAACCUCCAUUAUUCAUCGACCCUGGUACUGUUGUUAUUCGAGAAAACACGCAAGAAACAUUUAGAUUUUGUAAUAUUGAUGUGUCCUGUCAGGUAGGAGCCUACGUACAUCGAGUUGUUGCUAACGAUCCGGACAUAGCACCGAUUUUACGUUAUCGAGUCGAUCACAAUUCGUCCGAGGCACGAAACGAGGAAGGAACUUUGAUCAAAAUCCAAGAAUACGAUUAUUUGGCAACCUUGGAAUUAAACGCGAUCGAUGGUUUGCUAAGGGUAGUCAAACUUUUGGACAGGGAACGAGUUGAAACGAUAAGACUCGGUUUGGUUGUAGAAGAUUUGGCUGCCGUUAAAGGAUUGCAAACUGCGUCUGCUGUAUUGAGUAUAAUCAUCGAAGACGAAAACGAUAAUAAUCCAAAAUUUCGAAGACCAUUUUACAGACGAUCGGUUACAGAAAAUAGUAAAAAUGGUGUUAAUAUAGCUAGCAUUGUUGCCGAUGACGCUGAUAAAAAUCGUAGUAUCACGUAUUCCUUAGAAAGUCCAAAAGAAUUAACCGAUCUUGUACAUUUGGAUCCGGAAACUGGUGAAAUGGUCGUCGCAAAUAAGAUCGAUCGGGAAUUGUAUCCUUGGCUUAAUCUUACUGUCCGAGCUACUGAUUCAGGAAUACCACCUAGAUCAAGCUUGUCGGAAGUGUACGUUCAAGUACUCGACGAAAACGAUAAUAAUCCAUAUUUUGUCACAGAAAUUAGUAACAUAACUGCAGCGGAAAACGCCAAAAUUGGCACAGAAAUUGCUAUAAUUCAAGCAAGAGAUCUUGAUAGCGGCGAUUAUGGGAAAAUUACAUAUCUUCUAGAUAGAAUGUCGUCUCAGGGUAAAUUUGCCAUUCAUCCAGAAACAGGAGCUGUAACGGUUGCUGAUACACUCGAUUGGGAAUCCAGGCAUAAUUAUGUUCUAGUCAUAGAGGCUUGGGAUAAUUAUCAAUUUGGUUAUACAGCUGGGGAAUCGAGAAACGCUUUUAAACAAAUUCCAGUUACGGUAAUCGAUGUAAACGAUAAUUCUCCGAAAAUCGAGGUACCUCAGGAAUGUGUCAGCAUAUCGGAAUUUCACGAUAUUCGAGAUUCCAUAGUGGUUGCAAAGGCACAGGAUGCUGAUGAUCCUACGACUCCCAACGGACGUGUCGUUAUUAGAAUAUUGUCUGGCAACGAGAUGGGUUUGUUCAUGCUCGAACAAGUGGAUUAUUGGACGGCACGGAUUAAAGCUGUCCGAAGUUUGAGAGGAAAGUUCGGUAAUUAUUCGUUGAAGUUGGAAGCUCGUGAUCUCGGAGUUCCAAGUAACAAGGAGACAGCGAUCUUAGAUAUUUGCGUGACAGACUACAAUGACAAUCCGCCUAUAUUUAUCAGCCCGCAACAUAACACGACCAUUCGUGUAUCCGAAAACGUGACGGUCGGCACACCAAUAAUUCAAAUAGUCGCGGAAGAUGCCGACACUGGUCCAAACGGAGACGUUCACUUUCGUCUAAAACAGGAUCUUGCUGGACAUUGGAGAACUUUUCAUAUAGACGAUAGAACCGGUGUUAUAUCUUUAAAGCUUCCAUUAGACAGAGAACUUCAAAGAUUGUACGAAAUACGAGUCGAAGCUUACGAUUUAGGAAUACCGACACCCUUGAGCUCUGAUUUGGAUUUAAUAAUUUAUGUUCGCAAUAUAAACGAUUACGAGCCUCAAUUUUUGAUCGACGUUUUUAACGUUAAUUUCACCGAAGAACAAUUGCCUAGAUCGGAAAUGGCGAUGCUUCCUGAAACUAUCGACAGAGACGAAGUCGACGAUCUCGACGAUCCACCAACGCAAGUUUGUUAUUUUAUAGUCGGUGGUAACGACGAUGGAUCAUUUACUUUGGACGUUUAUAAGCACGAGCUUACUACUGCGAGGACAUUAGAUAGAGAAACACAAACACAACACACAUUAAUAAUAAAAGCGACCGAGGAUUGUUCGACCGUCCCGACAAACGAAACUAUCUUCGACGAAACUAAUGAUACACUGUUGAAAGUUAUCGUCACGGUCGGAGAUAUAAACGACAAUCCGCCGAGAUUUGUAAACAAAGUAUUCACUGGAGGGGUUACUACCGAAGCUGACUUUGGAACUCAGUUUAUGAACGUCAAGGCUAUUGAUUUGGACGCGGAAGAUAAUGGAGUUGUCUCUUAUUAUCAAGUUGGAAAAAUGCAUAUGACUUUGACCGAAGGUUUGGACGACAUUCAACUUCAACCAUUUCUCGUUCACAAGCACACCGGCGCGGUUAGUCUGAACUUUGAUCCUCAGAGAGGGAUGAAAGGUUACUUCGAUUUUACGGUCUUGGCUAAUGAUUCACAAGGAUUAAUGGACACAGCGAAAGUAUUUAUUUAUUUAUUACGAGAAGAUCAAAGAGUACGAUUUGUUCUUCGUCAGCAUCCACCUGAAAUUCGGAAUAAAAUCGAAAUAUUUCGACAAACUUUGGGUAACGUCACCGGUGCUAUCGUCAAUGUGGACGAGUACAAAAUUCACGAGAAUCAUGAUGGUUCGGUUGAUCGAACGAAAACGGAUUUAUACUUACACCUUGUAAAUCGUCGCGAUAAUUCGAUCCUCGAGGUGUCUGAAGUAUUAGAAUUGGUUGAUCGAAAUAUCGAGAAAUUGGACAAUCUUUUUAAAGAAUUCAAUGUGCUGGAUACACAGCCAGCUCAAUCGCAACCAAUUGUUCAAUACGAACAAGCUGGUACAACAUUCUGGCUUUUAACAUUAACUUUGUUUCUCGGAGCUCUUCUCAUUUUGUGCAUCGCUUUGUGUCUUUCUCAAAGAGCAUCUUUUCAAAGACAGCUUAAAGCAGCUAAUGCAUCAUCAUUUGGCACAUCGGAUUCAGAAUUUAUUCGAGGUCCAGGACGUGUUCCUAAUACGAACAAGCACAGUAUGGAGGGUUCUAAUCCAAUUUGGAUGCACGCAUACGAAAACGAAUGGUUUAAGAGCGACGAAUCUUACAGUCACACAUCAGAAAGAGAUUCUUUAGAUGAAAAUGCUCUUAAUAAUGAAGAGAUGAUGAAUGAAGUGAAUACCGAACAAAGGACAGAAGAUAAGCCUUAUUAUAUCGAGCCAAGGGUGUCCUCAGUUUCUAGCUCGGAAACCGUAACAGAAGCUACUACUGACUUCAAUCGGAAAUCACCCUUGUAUCUAGGGUCGAUGACAACUGUUAAUCCUCUGGGAAAAAAAAUUGAAACAACAGAGCUUUAAGCGGUUUUAAGUUCAUUCGUAUCGAUCGAAAGAGGAUAGGAACUGUAGAACAUCUAUCUAUACCAGUUGCUUCCGUACAAAUAAAAGAAAUGAAAUAACAUUUGACUAUAUUAAAUUACUGCUGACGUAACUAUACUUUUAUGUAAAUACCAAAGUACAUUAGAAUAACUGAUAGAUAGCUAUAUAGAUUAUUUAUUUAUAUAAGUUAACGUAUACUCGAAAUAUAUAACGUUUAUUUAUUGCCGAAAUAAUUUAUUUAAUCUCAUAUAUUGAUCUAACGUUAAUUGACUCGAGGUAUCACAUAGAAUGAAAUCAUUUACGUAAAUGUAUGCAAAUUGAAAUUUUCUUUGACAUUAUCUGAAACUUAAAUAUUGUUUAAUCGAACAAUUCGAGCAAUGAUUUACAUAAAAACAUCGAGUAUGCGAAAGACGAACUUUUGUACUUUAAAUAUCUUUGUAAUCUUAAUGGUGACGAAUAAAAGAAAGU
This is a messenger RNA of Vespula vulgaris, 6762 nucleotides long. RefSeq names its product cadherin-23 (gene Cad88C). The coding region runs from base 535 to 6276 and encodes 1913 amino acids. The record is from RefSeq and is a predicted model, not a curated record. The transcript is spliced from 26 exons. Gene Ontology annotation, molecular function: calcium ion binding; cell adhesion molecule binding. Gene Ontology annotation, cellular component: plasma membrane. Gene Ontology annotation, biological process: homophilic cell-cell adhesion. NCBI's taxonomy places the organism in Eukaryota, Metazoa, Arthropoda, Insecta, Hymenoptera, Vespidae.